AUGCUGCACACGAUUUUCCUCAUCACAAUCCUUGUAGCCGAGUUGGUAACAGGGAAUCCAAUACUCAUCAAUAGGUCUCUUAUUAACCUACCCAUAUCUCGUCGGGCAAACAUCACGGGCGGCCUUGACCUCCUGAAGCAUGACCGUGCCCGGGCAAGGUACAUGAAAGCAAAGACCAUUGCUAGAGUAUAUGGAAAUUCAUUUCAUACCCUCGACGUUAUCGGCGAGCCAGUUGAGAACGAUGAAGUGGAGUAUAUUGCCACCGUUGGCGUUGGUAGCCCACCUACAUAUUACUCGCUUGCUGUUGACACUGGAAGUUCAAACACAUGGAUUGGAGCCGGUAAAGCUUACAAGAAAACUGGCACUAGUACCCAGACUUCAAAUCAGGUGGAUGUAGGAUAUGGAUUGGGAUCCUUCUCGGGAACCGAAUAUCUUGACAUGGUCACCCUGGCUCCUGGCCUGGUAAUCAAAAACCAAUCUAUUGGAGUCGCUUCAACGUCGAAAGGAUUUGAAGGGAUAGAUGGAAUUCUAGGAAUCGGUCCAGUUGAUCUCACAGUGGGAACUUUGUCCGACAAAAGCGUUCGAGUGCCUACUGUGACCGAUAACCUUUUCUCACAGGGGGUUAUUUCCUCCAACGAGAUCGGCAUCUCCUUUGAGCCUACAACUGGCCAAAAUAAACAUGACGGAGUGAUAACCUGGGGCGGGACCGACUCGACCAGAUUUACGGGUACUAUUUCCUACAUACCUUUGACAAAGACAUUUCCUGCCUCCGAGUUCUGGGGUAUUGACCAAUCUAUCCGAUAUGGCGCGUCAACUACAAUUUUAUCCUCUGGAGCUGGAAUCGUAGAUACCGGGACCACGCUCAUCCUUCUCGCCACCGAUGCAUUUAACAAAUACCAGGCUGCGACUAAAAGUCAGCCCGAUAGCAAUACCGGCUUCUUAACGCUGCCGGCCUCCAGCUACAGCAAUUUAGAGAGCUUAUUUUUCUCUGCAGGGGGACAUACUUUCGAAUUUACGUCCAACGCCCAGAUAUGGCCUCGCUCCCUGAACACCAACAUUGGUGGAGUCGCUGCAAACAUAUAUCUCAUCAUCGCGGAUGCGGGUACAGACGCCCCUGGCGACUUCGUUAACGGUUUUACUUUCCUCCAACGAUUUUAUUCUGUAUACGAUACUGCAAAUGGGCGUGUGGGUCUAGCGCAGACCCCCUUCACCAAAUCAACAUCCAAUUAA
This is a messenger RNA of Psilocybe cubensis, 1230 nucleotides long. RefSeq lists its product as uncharacterized. Lineage: Eukaryota; Fungi; Basidiomycota; Agaricomycetes; Agaricales; Agrocybaceae. The transcript has 10 exons. The coding region runs from base 1 to 1230 and encodes 409 amino acids. The record is from RefSeq and is a predicted model, not a curated record. Gene Ontology annotation, molecular function: aspartic-type endopeptidase activity. Gene Ontology annotation, biological process: proteolysis.